Recurvomyces mirabilis is the source of this 1689-nucleotide messenger RNA. RefSeq lists its product as uncharacterized. Bases 1 to 1689 code for a protein of 562 amino acids. NCBI's taxonomy places the organism in Eukaryota, Fungi, Ascomycota, Dothideomycetes, Mycosphaerellales, Teratosphaeriaceae. Gene Ontology annotation, biological process: glycerol transmembrane transport. Gene Ontology annotation, cellular component: membrane. The record is from RefSeq and is a predicted model, not a curated record. The transcript has 3 exons. Gene Ontology annotation, molecular function: carbohydrate:proton symporter activity.
AUGGUUCUCAAGGCGAGAUACAAGGUCGAUGAGCAGAAUGUUCCCAAAUACAGUGGACUUACUGGCAAACGCCUCAACAUUGCGAUCUCUGUCAUCGCCACAUCUGGAUUCUUGCUAUUCGGUCAGUAUCGAUCAAUUUUUGUUUGCGAUUACACGCUGACUCGCAAACCAGGCUACGAUCAAGGUGUCAUGAGCGGUAUCAUCACAGGCGAGGACUUCAACAAUUACUUUCCACAAACGAAAAACAACGCCACUUGGCAAGCUUUCGUGACAGCCAUCUAUGAAAUUGGAUGCUUAUUCGGCGCCAUCUUCUCCCUCAUCUUCGCUGACAGGGUCGGUCGCCGCCGCUCGAUCGUUCUGGGUGCUGCCAUCAUGGUCGUUGGGGUGCUCAUUCAGAUCACCGCCUUCACCGGACAUUCUCCCACCGCACAAUUUUUGAUUGGACGAGUCGUUACUGGUGUCGGCAACGGUAUCAACACGAGCACCAUCCCCACCUACCAAGCCGAGUGCUCCAAGUCCCACAACCGUGGCCUGCUCAUCUGCAUCGAGGGUGGUGUCAUUGCCUUUGGCACGCUCAUCGCAUACUGGAUUGACUAUGGUGCUUCUUAUGGACCAUCUGGCCUCACCUGGCGCUUCCCAAUCGCCUUCCAGAUUGUGUUCGGCCUUAUCAUCGCAAUUGCCAUGAUCUGGCUACCUGAGUCUCCUCGCUGGCUCUUGAGCAAAGACCGAACUGAAGAAGCUACUGUUGUGCUUGCAGCUCUUGCAGGAGAAUCUAAAGACCACGAUGAUGUUAAGCUUCAGAUGGGCAUCAUCGUUGACUCUAUCCGAGCUUCUGGCCACUCUAGCGGCAGCACUCCCUACAGCGCUCUGUUCACUGGUGGCAAGACACAGCAUUUCCGUCGCAUGAUGCUUGGUGUUUCCAGCCAGUUCUUCCAGCAAAUUGGAGGAUGUAAUGCUGUCAUCUAUUACUUUCCUCUACUAUUCCAGCAGUCAGUUGGAACCAGCCAUAACCUCGCACUGCUCCUCGGUGGCGUCAACAUGAUCGUAUAUGCAGUCACCGCCACAGUCUCCUGGUUCUUGAUCGAGCGUGUCGGCCGCCGCAAGCUCUUCAUCAUCGGCAGUGUCGGACAGUCGCUUUCCAUGGUCCUGGCUUUCGCUUGCCUCAUUCCUGGUACUCCGUCCGCCGCAAUUGGUGCCGGUGUCGCAUUCUUCUUGUACAUCGGCUUCUUCGGUGCCACCUGGCUGCCUCUACCAUGGCUCUACGCUGCGGAGAUCAACCCAGUCAAGACUCGCGCCAGAGCCAAUGCCGUCUCUACCGUCUCCAACUGGCUGUGGAACUUCACCGUCGUCAUGUUCACACCACCUUUUGUCGCCUCCUCCGCAUGGGGCGCUUACCUCUUCUUCGCCGUGGUCAACAUUCUAUUCGUACCCGUCAUCUACUUCUUCUAUCCUGAGACGGCACGCCGAUCGCUGGAAGAAAUCGAUCUCAUCUUCGCCAAGGGCUACAUCGAGAAGAUGAACUACGUCCGCGCUGCCAAAGACCUCCCACACAUGACAGAGCAAGAGGUCGAAGUCAAGGCUCGCGAGUAUGGCUUCGUCAGCGAUGACGAGGAAGCUGGUGGACACACCAAGGCACGAUUUGGCGAGAAGGAAGAUGAUUUGGCACCUAAUGCUGGUGGGUUGAUGUGA